Messenger RNA from Auxenochlorella protothecoides, 777 nucleotides. RefSeq lists its product as hypothetical. The transcript has 6 exons. Gene Ontology annotation, cellular component: Golgi apparatus; endoplasmic reticulum; COPII-coated ER to Golgi transport vesicle. Gene Ontology annotation, biological process: intracellular protein transport; Golgi organization; endoplasmic reticulum to Golgi vesicle-mediated transport. The coding region runs from base 1 to 777 and encodes 258 amino acids. Lineage: Eukaryota; Viridiplantae; Chlorophyta; Trebouxiophyceae; Chlorellales; Chlorellaceae. The record is from RefSeq and is a predicted model, not a curated record.
AUGGCACCCACUGCCGCGCUCCUGGCCACCUUGCUGGCUCUCAGUGCGGUCGUUCUGGGAGCGGAUGGCCUCUCCUGGCGGCUAUUUGCCGGGAGGGAGGAGUGCAUCUCAGAGUACAUACCGGAGCACCAGUGGGAUGCGGUGAAGAGCCAUGCAACAGAUGUGUCACUCGCGCAAGGCAUCGUCGACAUUGGAGUGCUGAUCAGCAGCCGUUACGGUACUGAGGCCACCAAAGCCACGGUGGACUUCACGCUGUACGAUCCCGCGGGGCGCAUCAUCCACAGCGAGGUCGCGGUGUCCUCCGCCGAGGCCACGGUCACGGGGCACGGCGGGCAGGGGCCCUGGCGCGCCUGCUUCAAGGUCAGCAGGCAGCAGAUCCUGCGCCCCUCUGUCAUCGUGCGCCUCUCCUACUUCACCGUAAACUCGCCCACGCUGGUGGGCACGCACUUUGAGUGGCAGCGCACGCCGCCCGAGGCGGGGGGCAUCCAGCUGAGCCCGGGCGGCGUGACGGCGGGGGAGCUGGGCACCAACGACCAGGUCCAGAGCCUGGCCGACGGGCUGCAGCGCCUGGACUACUACCUGCAUAACGUGACCAACGAGCAGCGCUACCUGAGCAGCCGCACGGAGCGCCACCUGCAGACCGUGCGCUCCACGCACUCUCGCGCCCUAUGGUACUAUGUCGCGCUGUACGGCGUCAUAGUCGCGGCCUCCUUUGCGCAGGUGGUGGGAGUGCGUGUGAUGUUCAGCAACCGAAGAAAGCAGGGCAUCAUCAUCUGA